UGCUACGUCUCGUCUGCCAGGCUUCCAGCUGAGUAACAUCGCCAUCAGCUUGUCCAUUGUCACUCACAGCAAGAAAGGCCAGACCAGUGAUGCUCUUGAGAAAUUGAAGUCUAUGCUGCAGGUGGGUCACGUGCCCUCCCAGCUUGCCAUCACCAGACUGGUUCAGGCCCUGGGCGCCAAUGGCGACGUGGCAGGCAUCGAGGAAGUGGAGUCCCUGAUGAAAGGUCUCGGCACAAACCUCAACCUGUCCAGCAUGAUUUUUCUCAGCAACAAGGCUCUGGCACACAUCAAGAAUGACGAUGUGGACUCAGCAAUUGAAAUGCUCGACUCCGCCUACACUAGUCCGGACAGCGCCAAACCCGGUAUGUCCUUUGUCUUCAGAAAGGUCAUGGAAGAUGACAACGACAAAGCCUUAGACAAGUUGAGUGCCAUGGCGGAGCGGCUAGCCAAUCACUUUGCCUGCUACAGACCAGCUGUAGACCUCUUCCUCCAGCUGCUGGAUAUGAACAAACUGGAGGACGCCAAGUUCAUGCUGGCU
Messenger RNA from Paralichthys olivaceus (Japanese flounder), 538 nucleotides. Lineage: Eukaryota; Metazoa; Chordata; Actinopteri; Pleuronectiformes; Paralichthyidae. The record is from RefSeq and is a predicted model, not a curated record.